AUGUCGUUCAUGCACUUUCCAAGCGUCAUACUGGGUGCAGCAGCCUGACCUUCGAAAUCCCAUUAUCCCGAAGUUGGCAAGAAUUUUUUUUUCAAACUUUUGAGGUUUGCAGUUUAUGUCAAACGCGACAUGAGAACAACCGGGCCGCUUUGCUUUAGGCAUGUGGUAAUUAGGGAAGCUCUACAGCUCGACUGGCGAUUUAUCCACGAAUUGGAUUCUGCUUUCGGAUGCUGGCUGACUGAAGAUGAAGAAAAGCAUUUAAAUCACUUUUCUAGCGUGCCAAGAACUACUCAAUAUCACUUAACUAAAAUAAUCUAA
Molecule: messenger RNA, 318 nt
Organism: Blepharisma stoltei
Lineage: Eukaryota; Ciliophora; Heterotrichea; Heterotrichida; Blepharismidae
Source: the annotation of a GenBank genome assembly